AUGGUUGAGCGGGGCCCUAGCUGCAGUGACGAAGCGACGCUCAAAGGGCGGUGUUCACACGUAAAGAAAAUCUUGAGUGUUGCUGUGGUACAUCUGGAAUAGUGCUUCUAGUAUCUACAGCGGGAUCUCUGCAAUAGUUGUGACCACUUCAACUCAUGAGUACUCAUUUUUAAAGGGAAAUUUACCACAGCCUUUGCUUUCUGUAAGUUGAUAUAAUAUGGAAUCUUAAUUUAAGGUUUUUAGUUUAUUUCAAAGGAUGAAUAUCCGAUUUUUUAUUUAUUUACCUUCUCCUCCUCCCACUAACGGAAUGUAUCAACUUUAUUCUUGGAGUUUAAUCAAGUUGGAUUUAUCUAUUUUCAUCUGAUUGGACUAAGGCUGCGUUUUCAUCAAUUAUUCGAAUUUAUUUUUGAUAAAAUAUAAUUGAAUAGUUUUGUAGGGAUUUUGAAGAAUACUUAAAUGAUUAAUCGUUGCAUUUUCUCACUGCGCUUCUAGUAAAUAACGGUCCACAGGCAGGCAUAUGGAGCUGUUUUGAUCAUGCGUUGAUUUGCAUUUCGUUUUAUAUCUCAACUAGGCUACUCAUGUGCCGUUUCAAAACGUAUAUGUAAACUUUCUAAGUAGCGUGCAACUGUUGUUGAUUAUAGAUUUUAUCUUUCCAACGAUUUGUUUUUUGCUGCAUGAAUAAAAUCGAUGUAAAUGUUUAAUUGGUUGCAAAUUGGUUGCACAUCUUUUACAUUUCUCUCAAAACACUACAGGCUGCAGAUGAAUUGAUAUAUUUUGAGGAGUUGAAACAGUCCUCCUAUUCCAUGCUUUUAUCCACUCCAAUGUUACGGAAUACCUACUUUUCAACUUGAAGUGAACAUAUGGGUUUGAUGUGUAAAUGUGUAAAUGGCGCUACCUGGUGUCAAGAUGAAGUACCACUUGAACAAGUUGACGCUGUAUCAGUACCAUAGACGCCUGGUGUGAUAACUGUUGUUCCUGUUUGUUUGUCUCCACGUGUAGACCUAUCUGAACAUGCUGCUCAUCCUGCUCGGAGUGCUCAUCUUCCACCUCAUCAUCCUGGUCCUACUGUUUGUGUCAACAAUUGCCAAUGUGAGUAACUAUGAUAUUGUUGCCAAUACCCUAUUAUAAUACAAUGUGAGUAGCUAUGAUAUUGUUGCCGAUACCCUACUAUAAUACAAUGUGAGUAGCUAUGAUAUUGUUGCCAAUACCCUACUAUAAUACAAUGUGAGUAGCUAUGAUAUUGUUGCCGAUACCCUACUAUAAUACAAUGUGAGUAGCUAUGAUAUUGUUGCCGAUACCCUACUAUAAUACAAUGUGAGUAGCUAUGAUAUUGUUGCCGAUACCCUACUAUAAUACAAUGUGAGUAGCUAUGAUAUUGUUGCCGAUACCCUACUAUAAUACAAUGUGAGUAGCUAUGAUAUUGUUGCCGAUACCCUACUAUAAUACAAUGUGAGUAGCUAUGAUAUUGUUGCCGAUACCCUACUAUAAUACAAUGUGAGUAGCUAUGAUAUUGUUGCCGAUACCCUACUAUAAUACAAUGUGAGUAGCUAUGAUAUUGUUGCCAAUACCCUACUAUAAUACAAUGUGAGUAGCUAUGAUAUUGUUGCCUAUACCCUACUAUAAUACAAUGUGAGUAACUAUGAUUUUGUUGUCGAUACCCUACUAUAAUACAAUGUGAGUAGCUAUGAUAUUGUUGCCGAUACCCUACUAUAAUACAAUGUGAGUAGCUAUGAUAUUGUUACCAAUACCCUACUAUAAUAUAAUGUGAGUAGCUAUGAUAUUGUUGCCUAUACCCUACUAUAAUACAAUGUGAAUAGCUAUGAUAUUGUUGCCGAUACCCUACUAUAAUACAAUGUGAGUAGCUAUGAUAUUGUUGCCGAUACCCUACUAUAAUACAAUGUGAGUAGCUAUGAUAUUGUUGCCGAUACCCUACUAUAAUACAAUGUGAGUAGCUAUGAUAUUGUUGCCGAUACCCUACUAUAAUACAAUGUGAGUAGCUAUGAUAUUGUUGCCGAUACCCUACUAUAAUACAAUGUGAGUAGCUAUGAUAUUGUUGCCGAUACCCUACUAUAAUACAAUGUGAGUAGCUAUGAUAUUGUUGCCGAUACCCUACUAUAAUACAAUGUGAGUAGCUAUGAUAUUGUUGCCGAUACCCUACUAUAAUACAAUGUGAGUAGCUAUGAUAUUGUUGCCGAUACCCUACUAUAAUACAAUGUGAGUAGCUAUGAUAUUGUUGCCGAUACCCUACUAUAAUACAAUGUGAGUAGCUAUGAUAUUGUUGCCGAUACCCUACUAUAAUACAAUGUGAGUAGCUAUGAUAUUGUUGCCGAUACCCUACUAUAAUACAAUGUGAGUAGCUAUGAUAUUGUUGCCGAUACCCUACUAUAAUACAAUGUGAGUAGCUAUGAUAUUGUUGCCAAUACCCUACUAUAAUACAAUGUGAGUAGCUAUGAUAUUGUUGCCUAUACCCUACUAUAAUACAAUGUGAGUAACUAUGAUUUUGUUGUCGAUACCCUACUAUAAUACAAUGUGAGUAGCUAUGAUAUUGUUGCCGAUACCCUACUAUAAUACAAUGUGAGUAGCUAUGAUAUUGUUACCAAUACCCUACUAUAAUAUAAUGUGAGUAGCUAUGAUAUUGUUGCCUAUACCCUACUAUAAUACAAUGUGAAUAGCUAUGAUAUUGUUGCCGAUACCCUACUAUAAUACAAUGUGAGUAGCUAUGAUAUUGUUGCCGAUACCCUACUAUAAUACAAUGUGAGUAGCUAUGAUAUUGUUGCCGAUACCCUACUAUAAUACAAUGUGAGUAGCUAUGAUAUUGUUGCCGAUACCCUACUAUAAUACAAUGUGAGUAGCUAUGAUAUUGUUGCCGAUACCCUACUAUAAUACAAUGUGAGUAGCUAUGAUAUUGUUGCCGAUACCCUACUAUAAUACAAUGUGAGUAGCUAUGAUAUUGUUGCCGAUACCCUACUAUAAUACAAUGUGAGUAGCUAUGAUAUUGUUGCCGAUACCCUACUAUAAUACAAUGUGAGUAGCUAUGAUAUUGUUGCCGAUACCCUACUAUAAUACAAUGUGAGUAGCUAUGAUAUUGUUGCCGAUACCCUACUAUAAUACAAUGUGAGUAGCUAUGAUAUUGUUGCCAAUACCCUACUAUAAUACAAUGUGAGUAGCUAUGAUAUUGUUGCCUAUACCCUACUAUAAUACAAUGUGAGUAACUAUGAUUUUGUUGUCGAUACCCUACUAUAAUACAAUGUGAGUAGCUAUGAUAUUGUUGCCGAUACCCUACUAUAAUACAAUGUGAGUAGCUAUGAUAUUGUUACCAAUACCCUACUAUAAUAUAAUGUGAGUAGCUAUGAUAUUGUUGCCUAUACCCUACUAUAAUACAAUGUGAAUAGCUAUGAUAUUGUUGCCGAUACCCUACUAUAAUACAAUGUGAGUAGCUAUGAUAUUGUUGCCGAUACCCUACUAUAAUACAAUGUGAGUAGCUAUGAUAUUGUUGCCGAUACCCUACUAUAAUACAAUGUGAGUAGCUAUGAUAUUGUUGCCGAUACCCUACUAUAAUACAAUGUGAGUAGCUAUGAUAUUGUUGCCGAUACCCUACUAUAAUACAAUGUGAGUAGCUAUGAUAUUGUUGCCGAUACCCUACUAUAAUACAAUGUGAGUAGCUAUGAUAUCAUUGCCUACUGUACUAUAGCACUGGUGUGUGUCAGUAAGUUAGUGUAGGUAAUAGGGCUAUCCAGUCUUGCUAACCAUCUGGAACAGGGCAGGGCCACUUCAACUAACUGAUGUGUCAGACCCGGGUUCAAAUAUUUCAGCAUUUGAUUGAACCUGAAUCACGCCAGAUGGGAGUGGUUGCUUGCACUUUUGGGACUACACUGUAUUAUUCCAUUGGUUCCACUGUGCCCAGACAAGCUCGAUCAAGCAAAAGUUUUAGAAAGUAAACAAAUACUAUUUGAAUCUGUGUGUGGUGGUGGGUGUAUGUAUUUUUACAAUGGAACCUGGGAACCACUUGUCCUACUUUUAAUGGGCUAUGCACAUGUUGUGGGAGAGGGGGGAUGUAUGUAUUUUUGCGAUGGACCUGGGAACCACUUGUCCUACUUUUAACGGGCUAUGCACAUGUUGUGGAAGAGGGGGGAUGUAUGUCUUGGGAGUGUGUGUGUUUACACAGGCAGCCCAAUUCUGAUCUUUGCUGAUCUGAUCUUUGCUGAUCUGAUUGUUCAAAAGACCAAUUAGUGGUGGAAAAAAUAUCAGAAUUGGGCUGCCUGUGUAACGCACCCUUUGUGUGUGAGUUGAGUUCAUUGAGUGUUCUGUGUUUUAAAGCUGUAUUAUGGAUGUGGCUGGGUGUUCUGUGUUUUAAAGCUGUAUUAUGGAUGUGGCUGGGUGUUCUGUGUUUUAAAGCUGUAUUAGGGAUGUGGCUGGGUGUUCUGUGUUUUAAAGCUGUAUUAUGGAUGUGGCUGGGUGUUCUGUGUUUUAAAGCUGUAUUAUGGAUGUGGCUGGGUAUUCUGUGUUUUAAAGCUGUAUUAUGGAUGUGGCUGGGUGUUCUGUGUUUUAUGCUGUGUUGUGGGUGUGUCCCAACACAACACAGUGAAUAGCCGCCCCGCUCCGACCUGAACAGCUUCCACCCCCAAGCCAUAAGACUGCUAAAUAGUUAACCAAAUAACUACCCGGAUUAUCUGCAUUGACCCUGUUUAAACUAACUCGUUUUGACUCUAUGCACACACACUGGACGCCACCCACACACUCACACUCACAAACACGUACACUGUCGCCACACACACAUUUCCACACUUCGACACUCAUCACAUACACUGCUGCUACUGUCUAUUAUCUAUCCUGUUGCCUAGUCACUUUACCCCUACCUAUAUGUACAUAUCUACCUCAAUUACCUCGUACCCCUGCAUAUCAACUUGGUACUGGCACCCUGUGUAUAUAGCCAAGCUAUCAUUGACUUGGUACUGGUACCCAGUGUAUAUAGCCAAGUUAUAAUUGGCUUGGUACUGGCACCCUGUGUAUAUGCUAUCAUUGACUUGGUACUGGUACCCUGUGUAUAUAACAUUUACAUUUACAUUUUAGUCAUUUAGCAGACGCUCUUAUCCAGAGCGACUUACAGUUAUUGAGUGCAUACAUCUUUUUAUACUGGCCUCCCGUGGGAAACGAACCCACAACCCUGGCAUUGUAAGCGCCAUGCUCUACCAACUGAGCUACACAGGGCCUGUAAAACCAAGCUAUCAUUGACUAGGUACUGGUACCCCGUGUAUAUAGCCAAGUUAUCAUUGACUUGUACUGGUACCCCGUGUAUAUAGCCAAGUUAUCAUUGACUUGUACUUGUACCCCGUGUAUAUAGCCAAGUUAUCAUUGACUUGUACUGGUACCCCGUGUUUAUAGCCAAGUUAUAAUUGACUAGGUACUGGUACCCCAUGUAUAUAGCCAAGUUAUCAUUGACUUGUACUUGUACCCCGUGUAUAUAGCCAAGAUAUCAUUGACUAGGUACUGGUACCCCGUGUAUAUAGCCAAGUUAUCAUUGACUUGUACUUGUACCCCGUGUAUAUAGCCAAGUUAUCAUUGACUAGGUACUGGUACCCCGUGUAUAUAGCCAAGUAAUCAUUGACUUGUACUGGUACCCCGUGUAUAUAGCCAAGUUAUACUGACUAGGUACUGGUACCCCGUUGUAUAUAGCCAAGUUAUCAUUGACUUGUACUGGUACCCCGUGUAUAUAGCCAAGUUAUUAUUACUGACUAGUGGACUGGUUAUCUCUCGUUGUAUAUAGCAAGUUAUAUGAUAGUAUUUGGUACUUGUUUUGUAUUGCCAGUUAUUAUGAUAGUUACUGUAUCUGUAUAUAGCAUUAUUAUUGUAUUGUGGAUUCAUUUUAUUUUUUUUUUUAUUAUGUAUUCUGAUGUGAAGGGGUAGGAUAGUAUUAUGUUUAUUGGUUGAAAUAAUUGUUUUUGGUUUGUAUUAUAUGUUAUGUCUAUGUGGAUUUGUUUGUGUGAAUUAUGUGUUGAUGUGUGUCGUGUGAAUUAUGUUGUUUUGUGUAUGUGAUUGCAUUGUUGGAGGUGGCGUAGGAACAUUUCACCUGGUUGGGUAGGUGAGUGAAUAUAACAUUGUUGAUGUGGUUUGUGAAUUCACUUUGUUGUGUUGUGGGUGUGUCGUGUGAAUUCACUGUGUUGUGGGUGUGUCGUGUGAAUUUACUGUGUUGUGGGUGUGUCAUGUGAAUUCACUGUGUUGUGGGUGUGUCGUGUGAAUUCACUGAGUUGUGGGUGUGUCGUGUGAAUUCACUGUGUCGUGGGUGUGUCGUGUGAAUUCACUGUGUUGUGUUGUGUUGUGUUGUGGGUGUGUCGUGUGAAUUCACUGUGUUGUGGGUGUGUCGUGUGAAUUUACUGUGUUUUGGGUGUGUCGUGUGAAUUCACUGUGUUGUGUUGUGGGUGUGUCGUGUGAAUUCACUGUGUUGUGGGUGUGUCAUGUGAAUUCACUGUGUUGUGGGUGUGUCGUGUGAAUUCACUGUGUUGUGUUGUAUUGUGUUUUGGGUGUAUCGUUUGAAUUCACUGUGUUGUGUUGUGUUGUGGGUGUGUCGUUUGAAUUCACUGUGUUGUGUUGUGUUGUGUUGUGUUGUGGGUGUGUCGUUUGAAUUCACUGUGUUGUGUUGUGUUGUGUUGUGGGUGUGUCGUUUGAAUUCACUGUGUUGUGUUGUGUUGUGGGUGUGUCGUGUGAAUUCACUGUGUUGUGUUGUAUUGUGUUGUGUUGUGGGUGUGUCGUGUGAAUUCACUGUGUUGUGUUGUGUUGUGUUGUGGGUGUGUCGUUUGAAUUCACUGUGUUGUGUUGUGUUGUGUUGUGGGUGUGUCGUGUGAAUUCACUGUGUUGUGUUCCAGGCCUGGACUGUAGCAGGAACCAAGAGUAGUUACCUGUGGUUCAGCUGUCUCACUACUAACGGAGGAUAUCACUGCAUUCCUGCCAGCAAUGAAGGUUUGUCCAAGAAGCUAGCACCAAAGAUUGUGGAUAAAUAAAAAUUUUACUCAGGCCGUUUAGCAUUUUUAAAAAAUGGACAAUGUUCCUGUCUGUGUAAGUGGGCGUUUCCUCUCUUGCGUGAGCUCACGGUUCCUCCAUAAUAUCUGGCUCACAUGAGAGAGGGAACAGCUGGCUCUGGUCUACUUAUUGUCCCCUCCCACUCGCCCCCACCGCCCCGCUCCAACCAGAAAAAAUAAGCCAGUGAGAUGUCUUGCCCUGGGGCACUCCCAUCGCGGGGCGGGUCCAAUAGGUAGACCAGGGUGGCCCCGACCCGAUAAAAAAAAAUUAGGGAGUGGGGUGUCUUGAAUUGAAGAAGUUUAAGCUGCCUAUCAAUCAUUGUUUUUGCAACCAAUGGACAGCCAGUGAAUAAAGUACUCUUGCAGCAGCUGCAUAGUGUGGAUCCCAGCCUAUGGAAUAACAGUUGGAGGGAGUUCCUCCCGUCUAAAGACCUCUGUGGUAUUGUGCUCCAUACUGUCAACAACCAGUGGGGCUUUCAUUGCUCAAUUUAAUUUGUGCUGAUUAAAUAAAAAAUGUCCAUAGUCGUAAUGGACACAUUUUCAAACACGCACACCUUUAAUAGAUUAAAAGGGGCAAUCUGUAGUUGCUACAUCCAUUUUAGGACUAAUAUGAAUGAUAUUCACUGAGCGUACAAAACAUUAAGAACAUGACAUAGACUGACCAGGUGAAUCCAGGUGAAAACUAUGAUCCCUUAUUGAUUUCACCUGUUAAAUCCACUUCAAUCAGUGUAGAUGAAGGGGAGGAGACAGGUUAUAGAAGGAUUUUUAAGCCUUACGACAAUUGAGUCAUGGAUUGUGUAUGUGUGCCAUUCAGAGAGUGAAUGGGCAAGACAAAAUAUUGAAGUGCCUUUGAAGAAUGUAUCAAGAAUGUGUAUCAAGAAUGUGGGAAGCAUUGGAGUCAACAUGGGCCAGCAUCCCUGUGGAACGCUUUCGACACCUUGUAGAGUCCAUGCCCCGACGAAUUCAGGCUGUUGGUCUUGUUUAAUCUCUCAAUGUUCAUAAUGUUUGGUACACUCAGUGUAUGGCCAGCUAUGUAAACUCUAACAUUGAUUUAUCCUGCAUUAGAUGUCGUUCAAUGGGUAAUCAGAUUACGGUAGUGAGUUUGGGUAAUCAAAAAGUUACGUUACUGAUUACAAUUUUGGACAGGUAACUAGUAAAUGUAACGGAUUACAUUUGGAAAGUAACCUAUUCAACCCUGGUUAUAUGUCAUGUUAAACCUCCUCUGUCUCCUCCCUCCAGACUGGAUCCAGGCGGUUCAGGCCCUCAUGGUUCUCUCAGUGUUGUUCUGCCUCUUCUCGCUGGUCUUCUUCAUGUGUCAGCUCUUCACCCUGGUCAAAGGAGGACGCUUCUUCUUCACCGCCAUCUUCCAGAUCCUCGCCAGUGAGUAUGACCACUUGUAAGGCUUAAUGAAGCCUUCAUAACCCCUUUAUAAGGCCUACAUAGAGGCUUCAUAAAGUUGUUGGUCUUGUUGGCCAGUGAGUAUCAUCACAUCACAUCAAACACAGAGUUUCCCCGAUUGUCUAACCUAGCCAUGGUCCCCCAGCUUAUACAACGUUGGCUUGUAUUGGUAUCAACUGACAAUGUUGGUGAGAAGAUGGCCUGGAUAUUGCCCUGUGUGGCUUACCGCCCAGCAGGAAAAUUAUCUCAUGGAAAAACGGAAUCUGUAAAGGACAGACAUGUUAUAGCCCAGGUCAAAGUGGGAGGCAGCCCCAUGUGACCACUGUCCCUUACUACGGGGUUGGUUUACUGUCUCAAUGUCAGGUCCCUUACUACGGGGUUGGUUUACUGUCUCAAUGUCAGGUCCCUUACUACGGGGUUGGUUUACUGUCUCAAUGUCAGGUCCCUUACUACGGGGUUGGUUUACUGUCUCAAUGUCAGGUCCCUUACUACGGGGUUGGUUUACUGUCUCAAUGUCAGGUCCCUUACUACGAGGUUGGUUUACUGUCUCAAUGUCAGGUCCCUUACUACGGGGUUGGUUUACUGUCUCAAUGUCAGGUCCCUUACUACGGGGUUGGUUUACUGUCUCAAUGUCAGGUCCCUUACUACGGGGUUAGUUUACUGUCUCAAUGUCAGGUCCCUUACUACGGGGUUGGUUUACUGUCUCAAUGUCAGGUCCCUUACUACGGGGUUGGUUUACUAUCUCAAUGUCAGGUCCCUUACUACAGGGUUGGUUUACUGUCAUAAUCUCUUAGUUGGAACCCAACUAAAUAUUGUGCUAGAUAUCAUAGCUAGCUAACUCAAUUUGCUCAUGUGGGCAGAGUUGGCUGGAAGUGGGCCGGUUCUCUGGCUCAGGGGUUAACUUGUGGAAAGUAGCAGAUUCAGUCCCUCCCCAAUAUACAGAACAUAACGAAGUCUGUCACUAAAGAUGAGGUGUGUCAACUUGGAAGAAAUGAAUGAUCCUCAACAGCUGUCUAAAACUAACCAUUACUUUUUUCCUUUCUCCCCCACUCUCUCUCUGUCCCUCCCUGCGCUCCUCUCUUUCUCUCUGUCCCUCCCUGCUCUCCUCUCUCUCUCUGUCCCUCCCUGCUCUCCUCUCUCUCUCUCUGUCCCUCCCUGCUCUCCUCUCUCUCCUUUCCAUUCCCUUCCCUCAACCCCUCUUGCACUCUCCUCUCUCUCUCUCUCUCCAGGUCUGUUUGUGAUGUGUGGAGCAAUAAUCUACACGGUGAUGUGUCCGGAUGAGGAGGUGGAUGCUGCAUUCGGCUUUGCCUACGUCCUGGCCUGGGUGUCUUUCCCUCUGUGUCUGGUCAGUGGUCUCAUCUACAUCGUACUGAGGAAGAGGGAAUGA
Molecule: messenger RNA, 9798 nt
Organism: Coregonus sp. 'balchen'
Lineage: Eukaryota; Metazoa; Chordata; Actinopteri; Salmoniformes; Salmonidae
Source: the annotation of a GenBank genome assembly